Ostrea edulis (European flat oyster) is the source of this 3965-nucleotide messenger RNA. Its product is annotated as receptor-type tyrosine-protein phosphatase T-like. Gene Ontology annotation, biological process: protein dephosphorylation. Lineage: Eukaryota; Metazoa; Mollusca; Bivalvia; Ostreida; Ostreidae. The transcript is spliced from 24 exons. The coding region runs from base 359 to 3472 and encodes 1037 amino acids. The record is from RefSeq and is a predicted model, not a curated record. Gene Ontology annotation, molecular function: protein tyrosine phosphatase activity.
GACUGUUGUUGUAAUCUGAUGGUCAAAAAAAUUUCGGAAAUCUGUAGGACUUACUUACAUUAAAAUGAUUUAGAUAUAGGACGUCUCGUUACUCCUGUCAUUGUGUGUAUCUCCAAAGUAGAUCAAGACUGCAGCAGACGAUAUAACGAGUCCAUCUGACUCAGUUACCCCCAAAGAGGAUGAAGACUGCAGCGGGCGAUAUAACGAGUCCAUCUGACUCAGUGGUCACUUCACGAUUUAGUGACAUAACGUUACUGUCUCAGUCGCUCAUCGGAAGUAGGAGAUCACUCGUGGCAGGAAAUGGCGACAUUUCGCUGAGUAUUUCAUCCGUCAAUGUCUUCAUGGUGUGGGAGAGACAAUGUUGUUACUAGUGUGUUUGGUUUAUAUACCUACAGUUUUAUCAACAGGAAAUUUGGCGUUGAACCGACCGACCACGAUGACGUCAAUUUCGCGUGUUGUGGCCGACGCUUCUUCUGGUAACGCUGUGGACGGGGAUAAUCGCACGAACAUCUUUGCCGGCCGCUGUAGUCUGACGGACGACAACGGAAACUAUGCAAGCGUCUGGUGGCGGGUUCGACUGACAGGGUUAUCCACCAUCAAAUCCAUACACAUUGUGUCUAGACCUCUAUAUGAAGGUCGGCUGGCAGGUGUUUCCGUCUACGUGUCCUCCGGACCAUUAGCAGACGACCAGUUUUUCGUACACCCGUACGUGUUUUACGACAGAGGCCCGAAUCUACCAAACUCUAACGUUCUCAUAAAUCUACAGGAACCGGUAAUCGGAGACUAUGUAACGGUCUAUAACAACCGCACGAGGCGCCCCCUACCGGCUGCCUACAGUAAUUCUGCAAUACUGGAACUAUGUGAGGUGGAGGUUUUGGGCUGUCCACGGGGAUGGUAUGGGAGCUCGUGUCAGCUAAGCUGUCCGGUCAAUUGUAACGAGGGCACAUGUGAUCCCGAAACCGGCCGUUGUUAUAGAGGUUGUAAAUCUGGCUACACUGGGGAUUUAUGUAAUGAAAAUUGUCCGAUGGGGUACCAUGGUGCGGACUGUCGGACUCGAUGCGGAGCCUGUGGACUGGGCAUGCCCUGUGACCCCAGGAAUGGACAAUGUCCCAAUGGGUGCCGAUCAGGAUACAGAACUCCAUAUUGCAAUCAAACUUGUCCGUGGGGGUAUUUUGGAGUGUCUUGUUCGCAGAGGUGCAAACGAUGUCCACAAAAUCGGACAUGUGACGUCAUGGAUGGAAAGUGUCCCGGGUCACGGUUAAGUGUAGGGAUGGGAGGAGCGGAUCCUAAAAAUCAGACGACCAUUGCAGUGACCGGCAUUUUAAUCCCCCUCUUCCUCGUCAUCUUCGUCGCACUGGGCUGUUUAGGUUGGCGGAACAGAAAUAACGCGAGCAGAGUAACAGAAUACAUAAGCGAGAAAACUCAAAGCGGAUCUCAGUACCUUAGAAAAAAAAGUCGGAAAAGUUUGACCAGAAUGACCAAGUUGAUCCGAAGGGGGCAUUUCGCUCGGAACGUCUCGGAAGAAAUCACACCCCCUGCCAUGGAGAAUACACGAGGUAAAGAAAAUGUCUACAUUAAUGUGGGGAUCGACAAAGUGCCUAUUAUAACGUUUGAAGAGGGCGGGGCUUCAGAAGAGACCGCACCCAGCUCAGAAGUGCCAGAACGGCCGAAGCUACCGGCCAAAGUCAAGGCUUCGUACGAAAAUACUCUGAUCCACGAAAUCGCCAUCAACGAACUGGCAUAUGUAGUGGCGGAAAAUUCUAAAGACAACAACAGACAACUGAAGGACCAGUUCAAACAACUAAAAUACGGACAGCAUGCCAGAUGUGAUAUUGCAAAGAAGGCAGAAAAUCAUUCCAAAAACAGAUUCAAAUCUCUCUAUGCUUAUGAUCAUAGCAGAGUCAAGCUGAAGAAAGACGAAAGCGGAAAAUCGGACUACAUCAACGCUAACUACAUUGAUGGCGUGGAGGAGCCCGGUCAAUACAUUGCCUGCCAAGGUCCUAAAAUUAACACGAUGACCGACCACUGGUUAAUGAUUUGGGAGGAGGGUGUCUGUAUUGUGGUAGCCCUCGCCAACGUAUACGAGAACGGGAAGGAGAAAUGUCAUCAGUACUGGCCGGACGGAGACAAAAAUGCCCACGCCGGAAAGUUUGUUAUCAGACAACAGAAUAGAAAGGACUAUUCUUUUUACUGUGUCCGGUACUGGUCAGUACUAAACAGAAAGACUAAGGAAGAGCGGACAGUGGUACAGUUUCACUUCCGGGAGUGGCCGGACCAUGGUGCCCCUGAGGCGCUCAGUCUCCUCACAUUCCAGGCCCACAUUCGGAAAGAGAAGAGUAGAAUGGUUGGCCGAGUGCUAGUUCAUUGCAGUGCUGGAGUGGGUCGCACCGGGACGUUUCUCGCACUAGAUUCUCUGUUCGAAAGUGGAAGAAAAACAGGAAAAGUUAACGUUUUCGAAUACGUCAAACAGAUGAGGACUUGUAGAAUGAAUAUGGUUCAAACCGAGGGUCAGUAUGUAUUUGUGCACGAAGCCCUUUUUGAAGCCUUCCGGUACAAAAAACAUGCAUUAUCUUACCGAGAAUUUUCUAAGGAGUUUAAGAAAUUAAGUGGCGGGGACCAGCCGAUGAAUGAAACUCCCUUAAGAUUGGAGUACAAUGAAGUUGAAUCCCUGAAACCGUCUUAUCCCGAGUCGAGAUACAAAGCGGCGCUGAAGCCCAUCAACAAAACCCGCAACAGAGAGGACGAAGCUAUGCCAGUGGAUGACUAUCGAGUGAUCUUAACGACCCCUGUUGUCGGACGGAACGACUACGUCAAUGCAGUGUUCAUCUCGACACAUACGGAGGCUAACGCGCUCAUUAUCACUUGUUCACCGCUAUCACACAAUGUAGGCGACAUUUGGCGGCUGGUUCAUGACCAUAACGUGGAUGCUAUAGUUCUUAUGGGAUCGUCAGGACUUCCGGAAUUUUCUCACUGGCUGCCUUCCACUGAAGAAACAGUGGAAUUUGAUCCUUUCUUUGUCCGGAGAGCUAUAAGUUUCGCUGGUCACGAAGAAAUCGUCGAAUCCACAGCCAAAUUUCACGUCCAGGAAAGCCAAGAAGUAGAGGAGGUUAAAAUAUUUGAGUUCCUCAAUUGGAAUUUAAAUGACACGUACCCAACGUCGCCAAAAAUGAUGGUGAAAAUGAUCGAACAUGUUCACGACUGGCGGAAAACUCGAAACACCGACGGUCCCAUAGUAGUGGUAUCAGUUGACGGUGUGAGCUGGUGCGGAGUUUUCUGUGCCGGGUAUAAUGCGACAGAGCAGAUCACUUUUGAUGACGAGGUAGACAUCUUUAACAUCGUCAGACACUUGCGCGUGAGAAGACCUGAACUUAUCCCAUCCUUUGAGGAGUACCAGUAUUGUUACAGAGUGGUUCAGAACUUUCUGUGUAGCGGGGGACCAUACGAAAACAUUGAACUACCAUUCGAAGGAUGAAAUCCAGAUUCAGCUCAUCUAAGCCUAUUGUGAUACUUGAUAAAAAAAAAAAUAAUUCAAGGGAUCUGUUCACAGAAAACAUGGGAGUUGUCAUCUUCCUUCAGACCCCUUCUCAGUAGUUCCAACUCUUCUUACGUAAAUGUCCAAACAAAACUGGACCACACACAGAAAUCCAAGCUCUUGUAUUGACAUACAAAAUAUUGUUCUAUUUGUUAUAUAGAAAGAUAACAGCUCAGGGGUCAUUUGUGGAGUGAGAAUACUGUAAAUCAACAUUUGUUCGCGAUGAAUUUAUUUUGCGAUUUACCUUAAAGGACUGUUUUGCGGUGAUAAAUAUUCGCGAUAAUGAAUUUAUCGCAAACCUAUUGAGCAUUUCUCGCACGCCAAAAAAACUUGUUUUGCAGUAUGCAAGUGUAUAGGCUAUCACUACGUGUUGUGCAUGUUCAUUUUGAAUAUUGAUUACUCGGACAUUGUAUCCUAAUAAACAUAUCAAUUA